Molecule: messenger RNA, 1155 nt
Organism: Penicillium griseofulvum
Lineage: Eukaryota; Fungi; Ascomycota; Eurotiomycetes; Eurotiales; Aspergillaceae
Product: NADPH oxidase family protein
Exons: 4
Coding region: 1-1155 (384 amino acids)
Biological process (GO): copper ion import; intracellular iron ion homeostasis; iron ion transport
Cellular component (GO): plasma membrane
Molecular function (GO): ferric-chelate reductase activity
Source: RefSeq, a predicted model, not a curated record
AUGCUCGCGUGGUUCCAUCGCUGGGUCGGUCGCAUCUGUGUGCUUCAUUCUAUUUUGCACGGCUCGCUGCUCGUGAGUAUCGCCAGAACAACGACGCUGGCAAGCCCGCGCUACGUCGUCCCAAUAGCCGCAGGAUGCGCUCUUAUUCUUGUCAUUCCCGUGACCUGCGCAGCGGUCCGACGGCGCCAUAUGCAGUUUGCGAUGAAAUGCCACUACCUUCUCGCGACGACGUCGAUUGGCGCACUCUUUUACCACCUCGUGGAACGACAGUCAUCAUAUCGGUGGUACUUGACAGGCGCUGUAUGCCUAUGGCUGUUCAUCAGCGCCGCUGUAUGCUUGAUGGCCAUAUGGGACCAAAAGCCUUGGAAACAUCCCCGAAACGAGGUAAUAAUGAACUCUGUGAGCAAUUUCCUCUGGCUUGACAUCACGAUACCCCUCAACCGAGCGAUUCACCCUGGCCAGUACGUCCGGCUCUGGAUGCCUCGGACCAGCUUUCGCGCUUUCUUUCAGCUUCCUAUUUUUCACAUUGCAUUUUGGGAAGACGGACCAACGCAGCGAACAGUUCGUAUGGUGGCCGAGCCUCGACUUGGGCUUACGCGGAAGCUGUACCACGAUGCACUGCAAUCGCCAAGCAAGCAGCUGGUCACCGUCCUUGGCCCGUAUGGACACCCUCUCAGUUUCCAUCGGUUCGGUACAAUCCUCUUCGUGGUGGAGGACAUUGGGUUUUUCCGAGCGCUAUCAUACAUCGACAAGCUGGUAGAGGCCAGUCGCAAGCGCGAAGUGAUGGUGCGAAAACUUGAGGUUAUCUGGAAGCGCCGAGUUGGCAGUGAUGGGUAUCCACCAUGGGUGGAUGAAUGGAUGCAGGAACUUCUAAACCGCGAUUGGAGAGCGUUCAAGGUAGGCUUACUUCGAGAACCAAGUGACGCCGAGUGCCCCGGUCUUACCGAUUUCCAGAUUCUGCAAUUCAGCAUCUACUGCCCGCGCACCCAAUCAGGCCCGGAAGAGGAUCUUGUCUGUCAGAAGGGUGAAAGACUCUGGUACUUUUAUGGCUCGAUCAAAAUCGAAGAAACGAAAAAGUUGCGCAGCAUAUUAGUAAUCGAUGCGGAGCUGUGGCCGUGGCGGUGUGUGCGAGUCCAGCAGUACGCGAGGCUGUGA